GUCGUGAGGCUUCACCACCUAAAGUGACCAGGACAGCAAACUCGGUGGCAGCGCCUAUUAACAUGGGACGUAUUCUAUGAAGAUUUGUCCAAUGGAUGCCAUAUUGACACUUCGCUUGGCUUAACACCAUUGAGGCCACUGUGUCCUGAUGAUGAGCGUCCACCACUGUGGAUUUAGAUAAUUAUUUUUUUUAAUCAAGUCGCACAGCUGAAUGCUCAGGAAUCCAAUAAUGGAAACUUCAACAUUUUAUUUUUAUGACUUUAAUUCCACAUUCACAUGGGAUGAGGAUGACAAUAAUCCAUGUGUGAAGGAUAAGAUUGCAUCGAAAUUCCUGCCAGUGUUUUACUCGAUGUUGUUCAUCAUUGGACUUGUAGGAAACGCCUUGGUGUUGUACAUCGUGACGCAAUGCGUGAGGCUCAAGAGCAUGACCGAUGUGUCUUUCCUGAACCUGGCCAUUUCAGAUUUGCUCCUCGUCAUUUCGCUGCCGUUUCUGGCCUAUUACGCCGCUGAUCAGUGGAUUUUUGGAGACGCCAUGUGUAAAAUAAUCAUGGGGUUGUACCACGUGGGCUUCUAUGGAGGGAUCUUCUUUGUCACCCUGAUGAGCAUCGACAGAUACCUCGCAGUAGUGCACGCGGUGUAUGCCAUUCGAGCGAGGACUGUGUUUUACGGCACCAUUGCAAGCUCUGCAGUUUGGGUGAUUUCGGUGGCAGUUUCUUUUCCUGAAAUUUUAUACAAUAAGGUCAUAUAUGACAACAUCACCACUUGCAGACCCCAGUAUCCACCUUUUAAACGAAAAACCUUAAAAAUUGCCAGUAUGUUUAAGAUGAACAUUUUAGGGCUUUUGAUUCCCCUUGCAAUUAUGUGUUUUUGCUCCAUCAUGAUAAUCAAACGGCUUCUACGGUGCCAUUCUGUAAAACGGGAAACCAUCAAGCUCGUUUUCUUUAUCGUGGGGGCCUUUUUCAUUUUCUGGACGCCGUACAAUAUCGCUUCGUUUUUGGAUGCCCUGCAGACAUUCGGAAUAUUCAAUGACUGCAAGUCGAAUAAAAAUAUCGACCUGACGCUUCAGGUGACGGAGGUCAUCGCCCACAUCCACAGCUGUUUGAACCCGUACUUUUACAUAUUUGUGGGGGAAAAAUUCAAAAGGCACUUCAUCAGAAUGAUUGCCAAAGUGCCCUUCUUGAAGUGCAGCCUGCUGAAGCCGCAUUUGCCAUCAACCGUCAGUUCGUUUUAUUCACAGUCUACUAGUGUAGCGGAGAACAGUGUGGCUUUGUGAAUACGUUUAUUUGAGACUAACAGCCGGCCACAUUUGAGUCCAUACAUCGCUACUAAUGCUUCAUUUAGACUGCUGGUUAAAGUGACUCGAUUUUGAAUUUUGGUUCCUAUCCAGUCUUUUGCCUGACUGUUUGAGAUGAAAUCUGAUAUGGCAGCAUACCAGCAUCCACCCUGAGUCUGCAGAAUUAAUAAAAAAUAAAUCAUCAGACAGAUGCAAUUAAACAGACAACCAUGAAUACCUCCUACAUGCCACCCUGUGACUUCCAAUGGUUGGCAGUGCCCAAUGCUAGCAAAUGAGAAGACUUUAACCUCAGGCCAUCACUUACAAUACGCCUGUCAGUCGUGACACAACUGGUGAUGACAGUCACAACAUACACAUCGUGAUCAUUAUGUCAUGGCAUAUCAUGUUCUAACUUGCUUAAUGCAGAAAAAGGUUGUGGGGGUUAGGGUGAGGGGUUUCUGGAGCCCAAACCAACUAUUAGAAUGGGGCACAAGGCAGGAAUAAACCCAGCACAGGGGGCCAGUCCAUCACAGCAUCAAUUGAACUGUAGUCGAUUUAAUGAUCAGAAAUUAAGAGUUGCAGAUUCUCUCCAAUAACCCUUAGAUAGACAGACAGACAGUCAGAUGGGGGAGCCCUGACCUUAACCGUAAUGAGAUAAUUGUACGUUUUCAGUGGGUCCAGUAUAAGGAUGUUUCUAGAUAGCGUCGCAGGAGGUACAGCUUAAAAUGGGUUUGUCAAGAAGGAUGUAAGUCGGGUGUAGUGUUGGUAUUGGGCCUGGGUAGGCCGAUGCCCACCAGUUUUUUUAAUUGUUUUGUAGCGUACAAUUAUUUUUUAACAUACAUGGAUUUUAAUAUACAUCUCCCUUGAUUAAUUAAUUAUAAACCUGCUCGGCAAAAUUGACAGAAAAGACAAAAUGUACUACCUAAACAGUUAAUUGAACUCUUAAAAAGUAUUUAUAUACGUGUAUAAAUGGAUGGCUGGGUGAUCCAGUUCCCUCACAAGUCCCACAGGUUAGGAAUUGGCGAUAUUGUAUUAACCCUGGUGCGUGCGUUUGUGUGUGUUUGUGUUUGCUCUGUGACAGACUGGUGACCUAUCCAGUGUUUGUUAUUGCCUUGCGCCCUAUGUUGGCUGGGAUAGGCUCCAGUGCCCCCCUCAACCCUGUUCAGGAAUAAGCGGGCUACAAAAUGACUGACUCAAAAUGAUUUUACUGAGCAUGACUACCUAUCAGAAAUAAGACUGACUUUCAGUUCUACCAACCACAAAAACGUAAAGCAUCCAGUGUACACAGAAGGCUCUCAAUCAGUAGCUUACUGAACAGAACAGUUACGCAUGUACGUCCUGCUGGAGGGAAAUGUGAACAAUACAAGAGAAACAUGAACAAUGUCUCGACAAACAAAGCAAACCAAAGAGAAGCACAAAAUGUUCAACAGUCCGAUGUCAGCAGUGAAACCUUUGGUGAUUCCCCAAUGGCAAAUGAAAACGCUGCCGCUAUGCACUAAUUCUAGCGAUGAGUUUACUACUAACACUACUUAUCAAGAGUGAUAGAAUGUCUACAACACACUCUGCCGCCGAUGUCGAAGGAUUGGCCAGGUCACGAAUGUGUCUGAUAUUCACCAGCCACCAACUCAGUCUGCAACUUCUGUUACGGUCAUUAAAGGGGUGCAGCUUUGCGUCAGCUCAUUGCUACGUAGCUCUGUGAUUGGAUAGCAAAAGACGUUUUUUGACAAAAAUAUCCAGACAUUUUGAUGAUAACCUAACUUGUGGAUUCAGAGACUGAAAUCGUGUCACACAUCAAGUGUGUUCAAAACAUGAGUCAAGUAAAACUCAGAAGGGACAGUACUUUGUAGAUAUAGAAAUAACAAGAAAUGCCAUAACUGUUGCCAAAAAAAAAUCUUUCUGCUGUUAUGUAACAUUAUUAUUCAAAUUUAUAGCAUAUUAUUUGGGUGCUGCCAAUUGAAUAGUGAAUAAGCGACUCUUUGGGGUUGAUUUAUUUGUAAAUCGUACUCUGAAGGAGUUCGUGCCUCACCAGCCAUGAACCUCACCGCACGUCACUGGUGGCAGCAUAAAUCAUUGUACAAGUUAAUAGCCCUCUAUUUAGCCUGCCAGCCUAACAGGUAGCUUACAGUGAUGGUGACAGUACAAGCAUCAUUUUAUUGUGCAGUCCCAUAUAACGUUAAACGUAUAAGUGGCCAAUGAAACAAACCAACUAGUCUAAUAUAAUCACAAAAUUCAACGACAUCAAAGCAUAACGAUUAUCUUUAACCACGAUUCUUGGUUACAUUAUCCUCGCCAACACACACCGAAAAACCCAGUAUUACCAACCAACCAAGGCACAAUGUCAAUGAGUUUCUCCAGUGAGAGUAUGGAGAACUCUUUUAACUUUUUUGCCUUCUGACUAGACUUUAUACAGUAUAGUGCCUUUCAAGGCAAACACCACACCAAAGCAAAUAUGCAGGACUUUUACAAGGUUAUCUGCAUUUCUACAACUUGAGCACCUGCAGGUCAGGUGGAUCACUCAGGGUCAUCCCGUAAGUCACUCAUGUGAGUUGAAUGAGUAAUUACAUCAUUUUAUAUUGUGUCUGUCCAGGUGACCAUCAUUUUCAGGAAUAGAUAGAUAGAUAGAUAGAUAGAUAGAUAGAUAGAUAGAUAGAUAGAUAGAUAGAUAG
This is a messenger RNA of Polypterus senegalus (gray bichir), 3939 nucleotides long. RefSeq names its product C-C chemokine receptor type 4-like. Gene Ontology annotation, biological process: immune response; G protein-coupled receptor signaling pathway; chemotaxis. The transcript is spliced from 3 exons. Gene Ontology annotation, molecular function: chemokine receptor activity. The record is from RefSeq and is a predicted model, not a curated record. NCBI's taxonomy places the organism in Eukaryota, Metazoa, Chordata, Cladistia, Polypteriformes, Polypteridae. The coding region runs from base 212 to 1273 and encodes 353 amino acids. Gene Ontology annotation, cellular component: membrane.